This is a messenger RNA of Microtus oregoni (creeping vole), 1985 nucleotides long. It is a transcript of the gene Dnaaf19, whose product is annotated as coiled-coil domain containing 103. The transcript is spliced from 4 exons. Gene Ontology annotation, cellular component: outer dynein arm. The coding region runs from base 128 to 841 and encodes 237 amino acids. The record is from RefSeq and is a predicted model, not a curated record. Gene Ontology annotation, biological process: inner dynein arm assembly; epithelial cilium movement involved in extracellular fluid movement; determination of left/right symmetry. Lineage: Eukaryota; Metazoa; Chordata; Mammalia; Rodentia; Cricetidae.
CAGAAUUCUGAGGUGGAGAGAGGUCUCACAAGUGAAUGUCAGAGCUCAGACUGGAACGCGUAGAUUCUGGUGAAAUCAGCCCGUGAGACUCACACCGGGAGGCUGCAGAACUGCAGUGGCCUGAGCCAUGGAAAAGAAUGAUGCGAUCAACUUCAAGGCUUUGGAGAGAGAGCUGCAGGCUGCACUUGCUGCCGACGAGAAGUACCAAAGGGAGAACGCUGCCAAGUUACGGGCGGUUGAACAAAGAGUGCCUUCUUACGAGGAGUUCAGAGGUAUUGUCCUUGCAUCACACCUGAAACCUCUGGACCAGAAGGACAAGAUAAGGGGGAAAGGACUUGUGCCCUGGAACUGUCACACUACUAGGGAAAGGACUUUUGAGGAUGUGGCCACUGAAAUACCCCAGGAGACAUCACCCUUCCAGCCUGCAACCUCUGCAGAGUUUUACCGUGAUUGGCGUCGGCACCUAAGAGGUGGACCAGAGCGCUACCAAGCCCUGCUUCAGCUUGGGGGUCCCAAGCUGGGCCACCUCUUCCAGAUGGAUGUAGGCUUUGGACUUCUUGGGGAGCUGCUGGUGGCACUGGCUGAGCAUGUGAGGCUAAGUGACCGGGCGGCAGUACUAGAGAUCCUGCACAGCUUGGCUAACACGGGGCGGUUCACCCUGAACCUGAGCCUGCUGAGCCAGGCAGAGCGCGAGAGCUGCCAGCACUUGUUUCAGAAGUUACAGGCCAUGGGCACCCCCAGACCCAUGCAGGAGAGGCUCAGCUUGGAGGAGCCAUCUGCUGGGCUGCAGGGAGAGGAGGGGCUCCUACAGGAACUGCGAGGGCUGUAUGGGCUCCACUGAUGGAACUGGCUGCCCUCAGCAUUCCCCAGUGGUCUCAGAAAGCAUUUUUUUUUAUUUUAAAAUAGACUUGUUUUAUUUUAUGUGUGUGAGUGUUUUGCCUACAUGUAUGUAUGACCACCAGGUGUGUACCUAGUGCCUGAGGAGGCCAGAGAGGGUAUUGGAGCCUCUAGAAGUGUAGUUACAGAUGCUUGUAAGUUACAGAUUGUUGGAAGCUCCCAUUUGAGUGCUGGAAUCGAACCAACCCCAUUCCUCUGGAAGAGCAACCGGUUCUCUUAACCACUGAGCCAUCCCGCCAGCCCCUUUGGAACGCAUUUUGUGUUGGUAUCUUGGGUUUUCUGCAGAGGUAUUGAAAGAACUAUCGUGAGAAAGCCGCACCUACUUCCUUUUCAAGUAGUGGGCUUGCCCACUUCUCCAACCGGUAAUUUUAUCUAUGUGGCUCCCCAGGAUGCAAAGGGCCCUACUGGUUUAGAGUGUUUUGCUCCCUACCUUAUGAGUUGGCCACGUCCCUAGCCUUGAGAAGUGGGUGUGUUUGCAACUAAAUUCUGGCCACACAAAACUCCCUCCUAGAGGGAAAAAAUAAAGCAAACUCACUGACCUCUGAUAAAAUAUAAACACUGAUCAUAACUCUUAACCAGAAUAUUUAUAACCCAAAGCCAGUGAAUGAACAGCCAAUCAAUAAUAAGCAAAGGCUCCUUCAUUUGAGAUGCAGAAUUUUCCCCCAGAGGCCUAGUUCUUUCUCAGGUUGAGCCUGGGAAAUCCCCAGUCCAUUGGCUCAGGUCUGGCCAGCAUCCCAGAUGACCAGAGGGUUUCUGUCCUAUCUCUCAGAUUGCUGAAGGGAUAUUCUCCAGGGUAGGCGGGGCCAAGGGUGCUUAGAGCUCAUUCUAGUUUCCCUUAGCCCAUUCUUAGGUGAGUGCCAGUGUUCUAGAAAGAUGAGAGAGUGUUAGGUUCUAGAAUGACCCCCCCCCCAGAUCAGUCCUGUGCAUUAGAAUAGCACCUUGUACAUCAGCUGGGAAUAAAUUGUCUUGCAUUGGCUCUCUCCCCUGCACUUUCUGGCUUCUUGUACUGGUUGUUUGAACCUUUCUUUAUGUAGUGGCCUCCUCUCAGCAGUGAUUUCUAAAAAGCCACAGGUCUUUGGUGCCCUGGG